CGGUAAUUGAUGAUUGAUUGCUCUCCGGAGGAAGGAGGGGGGUGGGAAUUGCAGGGGAGAGAGAUGAAACCUUGUGAUGAUUGUGAUGAAGAGCAGCAGCAGCCAGUGUUAGGAGGAGGGUGCGGGAUGGAGGAGGUGGUAUUGGGAGGAAGAGAAGGGGUUUCGAACAACAAGCUGAGUGUCUCACUACUUCCACCCGUUACAGACCCAAUGGAUACGGGACAACCUAGUUCCAGUGAGAAGGUCGUGGGUGUUGGGAGUCUAUCCCCCAAGAAUGAGGAGUUGGCCUUCGGUUCAGCGUCCCGAUCGCAGUCGCCUUUGCGGCCGCCACUGGAAGCUGCAGAUGCUAUCAUUGGAGAGAUUAUCAAUGAAUUGGCUGCUGAUUUGCCAUCUGACAGUGAUGACGACGAUGAUGACGACGGCGACGGGGGCGGCGAGGAGCCAAGACUGCAUGGAGCCUCUCAUCGUGAGUUCAAGCCCGGUCCUCCCGCCGCUCUGCAGGGAAACAGCCGUCGCGGCCUUGAUGCAUACGACUUUGUCGACAGCGAUGAAGAGAAUGGAUUGGAUAGAAGAGAUGAAGGCGGUGCAAAGGCUGCUGCUCCUACUGCUGGGAGGGGGGGCAGCAGUGAGAAAGGGGGGCAGGGGCAAUGUCGAAUGAUUCUUCAGGGGACUGAAAGGCUGCCAGAGCGAAAGACUACACUGCUUUAUUUACCUGAGGGAACAGGUGAGAGAAGUUCUUUGGAACGCGGGAGUGACUCGGAGUUUGGCAGGUGGAGAGGACCAGGAAUAGGAGGACGUGUGCACAGCACGGUUUUUGCACUUCCAGCUAUGGAGACCUUUCAAGGAGUCAGAGGACCCGGCCGCACAGAGGGGUGUCCCGGUGCGAGCAGCCGAACGGACGGAGGAUGGCAGGGAGUGACGAGAGCCGAAGAUGAGAGCCCAUGUGCGAUGUCGGCCAAGGACUCGUCAAAUUCAGAGGAAGUAGGGGAGGCACCUGCAUGGGCAUUGACUGGUCGAAGGAAAGGCAGAGGGAGAGGGGGAGUUAUUGCUCUCUCCAAGUUGGCCGACUCACUGGCGGGUGGAAUGGCGUCCUGCUCGAAGUGGUCAAAGAGAUCUUUCUCUGCCGAAUCGUUCAAAGGAGCACACGGGUCAGAGCUCUCGUCAGAGUUGGGACAGCAAGUCCCUCCACCCUCCUCUGAGAAGUAUUCAGGUGCAAGGGACAAAACUUUGGUUGACGGAGAGGAGGAUGAGGGUGUGGAUAAUCGUAGUGCUCUUGAUAUGAAGGGAGGACCGGGGACAUCACAAACUCUCGAGGAGAGCAUCAUGGAGGGCUCGAGCCACCCUGUGGCUAUGUUAGAUACAGACUCCCAAUCUCAAGAAUACUGCGACCCUUAUCCCAUCUAUCGGAGGGAGGAAAAUGAAGGUGGUCUAUGCGAUCAACGGCCGCGAUUCACUGGUGAGCUUACGAAUGGCGGUGAUCCUCCCAGCUGUUCGGAAUUAUGCAUUCCUUCAGGAGAUGCAGCGGGCACUAUAUCCAUUCACGUAGAGGGGGAUAACACGUACUCUGAUGGUCUAAAUGGUUCAAGGGGGCAAGGGGAAGCUGAACGGAGUCGGAGUCCCUCUGACAGUGAGAGAAAGCAGGAGGGAUCAAAGAGACGGGCAGCUAUUCUGAUAGAUUUGAAUAUGCCUCCUCUGGACGAUGACUCUGAAAAGGCAGCUGCUGUGGAAGAUGAGAAUGGAGUCAACUCUGAGGAGAAAAGAUCUGCAGCUACAGAAGAACGCCAAGAACCCGACAGAGUGCAUGGGACUGUACUGCUCCCAGAGGGAGUGGUUGGUGCUGGAGAAUGCGGACCGUCACCACAACAGUUGCAUGACAUCGAUGUGUACGAACAAGAAGAUCAGACGAUGAAGGGUUGCCCCUUAACUCAAGUCCAUGGACCUGACUCUUCGGGGCUUAUGAUUCGUUGCUCAGGGGCUGCUGAGCAGCGUGAAGGCGUUCAUGCCGUUGGCGGUGGAGCUGAUGUCAGUGGUGCAACGCGGAGCCGGGAGAUAGAUCUGAAUGUAGUUCCCGUUGAGAUGGAGGAUUAUAAAACAAUGCCUUGUGUAGUGGACGCGACAGGGAAAGAUGCAGAAGAAGGAAGCGGCAGAGAGGAAGAGGUGUUGCCAAGCUGUGUUGUGAACUGGCAGGAAGCUGAAGCAGUCGCGCUGGCUGUUUCCGUAUCCGAGCUGGAGGUAGUCGGGAAUAUCCUCAUGAUAGACAGGAACACAUUCACAGAGACAGAGUUCCAAGGGCUGGUUGAGAUUGGAGCACGAAUCAGGACUGAACGAAGAGAAAUGGAGAAAGAUGCAUUUUCGUACAAGAGGGUGGAUGAAGAGGAGGACGUUGUGUGGGACGAAGCGUUGGAUAAGGAGUCUGACAACGAUAGCGACUAUGAUGACCUGCAUACGGAGACUAUCAUUGCAGCUUGCCACAGUUAUGGGACUGGGAGAAAAUGGUCUGCCGACUGUAUAGAUGAAGAACAACGGCAUGACGGAGGUAACCGUUGGAGAGAAGGGGAUAAAGAAGUUUGGAAGGAAGACAUCGCACAUGAUGAGGACAGUGAUUAUGACCUGCAUGCUGAGGGCACCGUUCCAGCUUGCCAGAGUUAUGGCGCUGGUAGUGACAAAACCCGGAGAAAGCGCACCGCUGGUGGUACGGAUGAAGAAGAAGGACGACAUGAGGAUGGUGAACGUUGGGAAGAAGAUGUCGCAUGUGUUGAUGGUGAUAAGAAGGGUGGCAUAGUUAGCGUGUUGCAGCAAAGCAUGGCUAGGACUCUAGCGUCUGCAGGUGAUGCUAGUACUUAUCAACAGAGGAUCGAGGAGCAUGAGGCCCCUAUUUCAAGUAUGGAAGUGUUCGAGAGGAAGGGUGUUGUCGCUGCAGAGUGUGCAAAAUUGACUGUGAUUGAUAGCAGGCAAGCUGAGCUUCAUGGGAUGAGCACGAUGACCCCAGUGAGCGAUGCCCGGGAGCUGACUGAUCAGGCUAUCCUAUGUGGAUUGGACAGGAAGGAAGUCGUGGAUACUGGCAGCUGUCACAAGAUGGCAGGCAUGAAACGGGUUGACGAGGGUGGGGCUCCCGGAAGCGAGGAAGGAAACGAGGACAAAGUCGUGGUUUGUGGGCCUGCGUCAAAGGAUGGUGGCGCUGUUGAGGCAGAAGGACCAACUUUUAAAAGGAGAAAGAUGGGAUAUGUGAACCACAAGGGCGCAUUUGAUAUUGUUGAUGUUGCUCAAGGGGGGAAUUCUGACAAACGACCAGAUGCAGGAGUUUGGAAGGGCAUUCACGAUGGCAUUAGAGGAGAAAGUGAACACAGGCGACAGGGUGGUGUCUGUCCAAAGUACAGUGUUGAAGCAUCAGUGAGUGUGGUUACUCCUGGAGGUGUUGACCUCUGCAGUGUGGAGGAGGACAAGGGUCGUGAAGGACAGCAUCACACGAGUGUGGGGAAGUGUUUCUCUGCCGUUGAUCAUGGAAUGAGCUCUGACCAAGCUACGGCAGAAAGGUUGUCGACUGCUGAAGGGCAGGGUUGUCGACAUAGAGGUGAAGGUUUUGUCAGGGAGAGGAGUUUCCAGAAUGCCAUGACAGACGUUGAUCGGGCCGACUCAUCUAUGGCGGCGACUAGCAGCGUUUUCGGCUUUACAACUGCUUCGGAAUGUGUAUGCGCUGGCAAUGCGAAGGUAAGGGACUCUGGCAGAGAGACUCUGUUGGAGGUAGUCUCGCCGGAAAAGGCAGGGAAGUCUGGCGGUGCAUGUGGUUGCGUGGAAGAUUCCUGGGUGCUCACUGGGGAGCCAUCUGCGAUUUAUUGUCCACGAUGCACCAAAGAUGACAUGCACGUUUGUGAUCGCAAUCAUGCAAGGGAAAGACCCAGGGAAAAGAAUGUCGAGUCUGUGCUUGAGGAGAGGCAUCAGAGCGAAGGGGGGAGAAAGAGAGGAAGGGAUGAUGAGAUGAGUGGAGGGGAAUCAAGAUCAUGGGUGUUUACUGGGGAGGAUCCAUCUGCCACUCAUUGUCAUGGAUGCGGCGAAGAUGGUGUGCGGGCUUCUGAUUGUGAUCAUGCGAGGGGCAGAUCAAAUCCAAAAGAAGAGAAUGCAGAGUCAGUACCUGAGAAGAGGCAUCAGAGCAACGGAGAGAGAAAGAAAGGAAGGGACGGCGAGAUGAGUGGAGGGGAAUCGAGGAUCGAAGAGAAGGGACCGUGCAUCGGUGAAUCGGUUACUGACAACAUAUCCGAUAAGAGGAGGGCAGGAUGCAGCAAGAGGAAAGAGAGUCUUGGGAAGUUUGACCCUGGCAACUGGUCAACGCCUAUGAUGAGGGCACUUCUGAGUGGGAAAGUAGAGGUGCCGUCGUUGUCGCCUGCAAGCCGGUGGCUAGGAGGCUGGAGCACAAGUCCUGGGUCGAUGAAGCAAGUUCGUCGCCGCUUCGACCAGACGGAGGUGAAUAACACUUUUGAUUCAAGCUUGAGGAUCUCCCACCAGCUAACUUUUGAUACAGUGUUGGAGGGAUGCGGUGGUACUGGAGGAGGAGAAGGAGUAGGAGGAAGAGGAGAAGGAGGUGACAGGGAAAGCAGGCAAAUGCAGCUCAGAGUUUCAGAUAGAGAUGAUGAUCAAUCGGCAAUUGCUGCCUCGAGUGGGACGGCUGGCAUGCACGGGAGGGAGAGGGAUGGUGCAGGACAUCUCACUGCGGUCGAUUCUACGGACUUGGAGAGCGGAUCGGGGUCCAUCGCGUCAAACCAUCAUUUGGUUGCCGAAGAAGAGAAGGGUAGUCGAUACCAUGGUGCAGUGUUGCCGACUGGUCGAUGGCAGUGCGACGGUUCAAGUCAGUACGGAUUCCGGUCACACUACUCGUUACAACCCGCAGCAGCGCCGGGACGGCCAACCUCGCCACCAUUGAGCCGCGAGCCUGUGGGCUCUUCCCUCCCUCACAAGGGUGCCUCCUCGGGUCAGCUCCUCUCCUCCCUCCCCCCCAAGCCCAUCAUCCCUGUUCCUCGUUUCAUCGGUAGUCUAAAUUUAGAAUCACCUCUCACCACCACUAGGCUGGGGAGGUGUGGUGGGUCUCCACCACCACAGACAAGCAGUAAGAGUGUGAGUGGUUGUGCAUUUGUGAUAGAAAAGGGAGGGGUUCAUUGGAGUGCGAAUGACAGUGUUGUUGACGAAACUGUGGUAGUCCGUCGUCAGGAUUUUGGAAGAAACACAACUCGAAACGAUUAUGUUUAUGCAAGUCCAGUAGUCGAUGAUGCUCGGGUCCCAGGACCAAAAAUGCAGACAUUUCAGCCACGAGUCCAGAAAUGUUUAGGAAGAAAUGCAGCCCCUGACACACACGAAGACCACCACAGUGCUGAUCAAGAGAACCACUAUCACUUCGAUACACUUCUUAACCCUGUCACAGUAUUGUCGCAGGUGUUAUCGGUAGACCAACUGCAGGUGCCAGGUCCUCUGACACCUGCGGGGCAAGUGCACGCAAUUGCGCAGAGCCCGGAGUGCGAUCCCAUUACGGAUGCAAGUGAUCUAGGAGAGUGUAGGGACAGACAUACCUCUUCAUUGCGAGGAUGCUCUUCGAAGGGUAUGUGGGAGACACACUUGCAAAAGGUUGAUGGGGAGUUAAGGGGUGAGGAUUUGUUAAGGACAUCCCAGCGUGCUCAAACUGGGAAGCUGUGGUGCACCUCUGACUCCACAGCUGAGGAGGGGCAAGCGAUUCGAUUGAACACGAAGACACGGGUAGGACAGGAGUUUGAUGAAGGCCAGGGGAUAUCUGAGGAUAAGAGGGUACUGGGUGUGCACUGGGCAGAUCACGGAUCUGAACCAAAAGGGUCGGGGGUGCCCUGGGCAGAUUACGGAUCUGAACCAAGAGGGUUGGGGCUUGGGCAGGUGAAGCCGAUAGUUAGUCGUUUAGUGCAAGGGAGCGGGCAGGAGCCCAAGGAGCCAGCUCACUUAAGUUGUGUCAGGAAGCAAGCAGCGGACGGUAAGGAGAUGUCAGGGGACCCUGUCGGUAAUCAGGUGUGCCAUGACAGAGGACCGUGCCUCGCUGACAAAGCUAGGGUAGGCAAUAGCGAGAGUUCGAUGAUGCGCAAGUCGAUGACCUGCACUGUACCAAAACGCACUGCAGAGCAUACGUCCAAGUGUGCAGGCAAGAUUUCUGUUCCGAUCUGUGCAGAGCUAGAAGCAAAGGAACACCAGAACACGGUGCACAAACUAAAGUCUAGUUAUAGGAAGAUUGAAAUCCUUGAUGAUGACAAUGAGGAUGAGGAGCAUUGUAAGGGCACCUGCACUCGUGUGGAGGUUCCUGCAAGUGGUAUGGUCGUUAGUGAGCAAGGAGCAUGUCAGGCCAUGUGCCGUGGCAGCAAGGAAGUUGACAGGACAGGAAAAGGGAAGUAUCGGAAAGUGAACUUUCUCGUCAAUGGCGAUGUUGAUGAUGGUGAGCGGAGUAGUAAUAGAGCUGAACAUGUCACAGACAGAGUGAGGGCUCGGUUCGGCAACGGGAAGAGGUGUAGUGACAGAGCUCCUGACGACAGCCCCGAUGGGGUUAAGGGUCGACGAGGAGGGAAGGUCGUGCUCGAGAACAAUCAUCACUCUUCAUCUGCAGGAAUCAGGAAGAAGGAAGCAGCUGAGGCUUGCAAUGAAAAAGAUUGUGCGAGUAGAACUAAGGUCAAUGAUAUGGAUGAAAAGCAUUGCGUUAGGAACAGUAAAGUCAGACGCAGUGGAGGGGAUAGGAACCCUAUUUGUGCUGUAAGGGCCCUAGGCAAGGGGUCUGCUGCAUUUGGAGCGCUGCAGCACAAGCAGUGUAUGGAGGUGGCUGAUCAACCUGGAAAGCCUGACCGCAGCAAGUCGAAGAAGGGAGGCAGGAGAGAGAGGGAAAGGCAUGCUCGUAGUGGUGAUAUGACGUGCUCACCACAACUAGCAGGUUUGGUGAUAGCUCUGCCGACAACAUCCUUGAUCACUGUGACCAAGAGGGAAUUAGCUUCUUCGCAGAAAACUAUAAGCAGUGGUAACUGCGGUGGUGGGGAUGGAGGACGAGUUGGGGAGAGUGCAAACCUUGUAGUGCAUGGGAUGUUGAGAGAAGGGGAAGGUUUGCACACCCUCGAUAAUGAGCAUGAUGCUUGUCAUUACGAAAGGGAUCGUAGCGUGCGGCAUGGCUAUUUGCUGGAAUGCCAAGCCGAGGACGCACUCCCAGGUCCCCAAACAGCAUUAGUCCAUGAUCAGAAGAUGGGUGGGAAUUGGGUGAAAAUGUUGUCUGGCCAGGAUGUAGGGAUGGGUGAGAAGUUGUUGAAACCGCCAGCCACCCAGGAUGAUGGAAUGAGCGAGAAGUGGGCGAAGCUUUCAUCUGGCCAGGUUGAAGACACGAGUGACAAGUGGGAGCAAAUGUCAACUGCCCAGAAUGAAAGGAUGGAUGAGAAGCGGGUGAACCCGUCAUCUGGCCAGGAUUCAGGGAUGUAUGAAAAGUGGGUGAAAUCGUCCGAUGCUCAGGAUGAAGGGAUGGGUAAGAAGUGGUUGAAACCGUCAUCUGACCAGCAUGAAGGCCUGAUUGCCGUUCAAUGCAGCAAUGGAAAUCUCACAGGACAGAUGGGAGAUGAAGCACUGGAGGAUGGAAAGGACAGACAUUGUGACAGCAAUCACAAAGCUGGUCAUCAUGGAAUUGUUGGGGAUGCAUUGGAGAGUGGCAUCAAAGGCGUGGAUAGCGGAGAUGGCGCUGGUGGAGAUGGUGGAGAUGGUGGAGAUGGUGAUGUUGACGGUGAUGGCCAUGAGGAUUGUGAUAGUGAUGAUAGGGGUGUUGAUGUACCUGUGGUUGAUGGCAGCGAUGUGUGCAAAGACAAGGAUGCCGCAGAGGAGAUGGAGGAGGAGGAAAAGGGGGAGAGAAUGAAGGGUUUUGGUUAUCAGGAUGAGAGGGAAAUUCACACCCAUGCAAAUAGGUGGGGAAGGAGAAGGAGAAGGGGAUUGAAUUGUGUGCAUAGUGUGUACGAUUGUGCUUCUGAGGCAAGACAUGGGCAUUUGUCCAUAGGUGCUGAUGAAUUUGCUGCUGUGGAUUGCCACACAGGGCAGGAAAUAGAUAGCCGACAAUGGUUGAUGGUGAAGAAGUGGAGACGGGGGCUAGGGGAGGAGGCACGGAACGGUGUUGCUGCUCAGCGGGAAGGUCUGGUCAUUGGUCUUCCAGCAAGACUGGCAUUUGCGAAGACUCCUGAUGUCAGCGGCGCCUGUUUGGUUGAAUGCAUAAAGUCAAGCGGAGCAGAGGGUGCAGAAGGAGAGAACUUCGCAGAUUAUAUGACCGCAACGGAUGACGGAUUCCAACAUGAAAUCGGUCAUGAAAAGCACGCGACGUUGUGGGUGGAAGGUGGGCAGAGAUGUCGGCACAGGACAGUGAAUGCGAAUUGGGAAACGCGGGACGGCGAAGGAGGUGGGCCUGGAAGACAAAGUGGAGGGGAGGAAGAAAGAGUAGGGAAGGACAACGGACACAGGAGGAGACUGCUGGUUGAAGGGGUAGAUGACAAUAGACUCCAGCCGGCAAUGAGUCAGGUGGUUUGCUAUAGACACCAGGUAGCGGCGAGUCAGGAGGUUGGCAAUAGACUCCAGGUGAGGAUGAGCCAGGAACUCGGAGGGGGAGAAGGAGGAGAACAAAUAGAUAAUCUUUUGGCGGAUAGAAAGGAGGCAAGACUUGGAGGAGGGGGUGAAGACUGGAGGAGGAGAGAGGUGUUGAAGGAUGUCUCUGGUGCGAGGUUGCAGGAGGUGACAAGCCAGGGUGUCAGAGCGAGAAGACGAGGAGAACAGACUCGCCAAGCUGACAAAUGUUCGCCGCCUGGUGAGAAUGUGCAACAUGACGGGGGCAACGCCAACGCAUGCCAAUGUCCCGCACAUGAGAACCCUGUAGAUGGAUCUCCUUCAGGAAGAGUGAUUGGUGCCCUUGCUGUCGGUGGCGGAGGUGCCGAAAGCGGGGCGGAUAUAGAAACCAUCGUCACUGCCCGCGGUUGCAAACUGCGGGGGUCUCCAGCUCAAGCUGUAAGCAGCAGGGACGUCAAGAGCAAGAGGAUUACUCGUGUGUAUCAUCGUCUGUCAUCAAAGCCUGUAAUUAUCGAAGACGACGACGAUGAUGACGAUGAGCACUUUGCUGCAGCCUGCGGUGGUCAACCGAGUCCCCCACAGAAGUCGCAUGAUUUAUCCCGGCUCGAGCUUUUACGGUCACCAUUGCCAAAACGUGUUCUAGUGCGGUCCGCAUUUCAGAAUGGCGGGGUCAGGCAGUCGCUGGCGUGGAGUCCAGCUAUGGUGCCCAGAUACUCUGGAGUCAUACGAUUGAUCGGCUUCGCGAGCGCUUUCGGUGGCCUGACCUUCUCGGCGACGUCACACGCUGUUGUGAGUCAGGCGAGGUUUUCCGGUGUUGCAAAUCUCGCAACCAUAGUCCGUUCGCUGAUGUCGAAGGAGAAGAGGUUCGAAGAAGCUUCAGCAGGCUGCUUCGGCGAGCACAGAUAUGGGCGAUGGAUACAGAAGGGGGGCACAGGGGUACGGGACGGGUGGGGGGUGCUAUGGAGUUGGGAGUGGGGUGGAGCAGAGCGUGCAUCACAGGUACUCCUCACGGAUUACUUGAGAUGUCUGCCUGUAGAGGUUAAGACUAAGCUGGUGGAUGAGGCCUACGUCGACCAACAUAACUUGGCCUCUUUCAGCAAGAAAGCCUUAGAUAUAGAGGCAAGGCUUGGGUCCGCGCAUCAGAGUCAGGGUGAUGGUAGGAAGAAGAGACUUCCCCAGGACUUGAAGAAGAAAGGUAAACUAAUAUUCGUCGACCAUGAUGGCAAGACGACUAAAAUUGAAGACUUCUUAGACCUUGGGGAAGAGACAAAGCAUGAUGGGGCUAAUGAGAUUUCGGAUGGGGGAGCCAUGGCGACUAUCAAAGAAAGGGCUAGGGGGACCGGGAAGAAGAAGGUAGUUCGGUCUACGGGUCAGGGUGACCAGGGAACACCCGCAUGGGUAAAACUUGGUUUAGAUUACGAGGCAACCGAUCCAGGUGUUGAUGUGAUUGUGCGCAGAGUGAGGAUGGGGGCCUUUUCAAAUGCACGCCGAGUUCGACAUCGGGGGUACUUUGUGUACUCCCUGCUCUGCUUGACUGCAACUGCUGCGACAAGUUUUUAUGGGAUCGGAUCUCGAUACGGCAUGAGCAUGCGAUUUGUAAAAGUCAAAGUGAACCGGUGAGCGCUGUGGUGGUGGGAUCAUAUGGUCUUGGCAGUUAGAGAAGGCAAAGUGGAGCGGUGAGUGGACGCAUUAUUGGAGACCUGUUGGACCCCUAAUUGGGCCUCUAUCGGACCCAUAAUUGGGGCCCUAUCUGCAGAAUAGGGAUGCAAAACAGCGAUGGCAGAGUGAAGUUCGGAGAGGGAGUACAGCAGUGGGGGCCUCCAACUGCAGUCGGGCUUUCCAGGGAGCACAGGUCAGGUCUGCCACUGCAAGGCAAAGCCCUUUGCUUUUGAAGGGCAUUUGGAAGGCUGUUGAACCCAAAUUGUUGGGCCUCAUUUGGGAUGAAAUUGAGCCCCCUUGUGUGACCGGAUAUAGGUGACUAGUUGGGCCCCUUUUGGGGCCCUGAUUGGGUCUGAAAUUGGACCGCAAUUUGGCCUCAAAGCAAGCCUUGUUUGAACCCAAAGUCUGAUCCCCGGUGGACCAGAAAUGGGACUAGUUCGGCCCCAAAUUUGCCCCCUGCCGGACUCAUAAUUGGGCCCCUAUCGGACCCCAUAGUUGGGGCCUUCUUGGACCCAUGAUUGCCCCCCUGUUGGACCCAUAAGUCAGCAAACGUUGUACCCAGAAACCAACUAGCUGGAAAACAACUUGGAUCAGAUUGGGCCCAAACUUGCGCCCCAGUUGCCUCCAACAUCACACUGCAGUAACCGUUGUAUCAGAAUUAGUCCUUGAACUGGACCAGGUCCAAUGUUGUGCACCAGGUCCAAAUGUUGGACCAGGUCCCAUGGAGGCGAGUUUGGACCCGGACCGGUCGAGUGGACCUUCGAUUGAACCAUGGAUCGCUGGACCUGAACUAGACCGGGUCCAAUUUUGACAGGUCGUUUACUUGAGCUUUGUUGACGUCUCAGAUUUUUAGAGAGAGCCCGGACAUACAACGAUCCUGGACUGAAUCCCUUGGCAGUGUCUGUCAUCCUUACCGUGCAUCAACCCGGGGGAUGUGUGUGUGUGUGUACAGCCGUGCAUCGGUCAAUGCCCGCCGGUGUCCAUGCGCAAGGCUGCAGGGUGUUGAAUGCACAACCUCGACCACAAUGCACAUUUCCAACCGGUGCUCUACCCACUGCGCUGAUUGGCUGUAGUCUUUCUUUCUGAGUUCUUAAAGAGGAGACACCCGGUGGCUUUAAAAUUAAAAAAGAAAUUUUGAGAGUUGGAGUGAGUGGGGGUCCAAUUUGGAACCCCCUAGUUUGUUGCAGCCCAGGAAGACCCCAAAUAUGUGUUAUUAGGGGUCUGAAACUGGGAUUUGAUGUCUGCGGGAACCCGAUGUGCGCGUGGACUGCGGCAGUAUAGAUUUUUAUCUCCAUCACGUUGUACGACGGGGUAGGUGCACCCCCCCCCCCCCCCCCUCCCUGAAUUAGUGCUGGCAUACUCACGGUCUCACACACAUGGGACCCUUUUUCUAUUUACUUAUAAGUUAUUACUCUUUAUAAAGGAUUAUAAAGGAAGUUGCGGGUGUCACGUUACGCCUCUUCGAGGGUGCGCUUCCAGUGUUGGAAAAUGGGUGGGGACGUGGGCCUAAAGCAGAAUUGCGAGCGAGAUCAUUCCAACGUCGUUGCCCGCUCAUGUUCAAAAACAAGUACACAGUACGUCAGUGUAGCAUGUACAGGCGUUGUUCCUUUUUUCCAGUAGAUUCGUUGCUUCGUUUCUGGUAAAUUCGUUCUUAUUUUUUCCAGAGGGGCGAUGUCAUGCCACACAAUAGACAAAAAAUGGAAGUCCUAAAAUUGUGGAAGCGUAUAUGGCCUUUCUUGGCAGCAAGUGUGAAACUUUGCUCAGGGGCGGCAGGAUCCAUUGGCCCUUGGCUCCAGCACGCCCGGAAUGUGCAAAAUGAGAAUGAAUCUCCCUCUAGAAC
Messenger RNA from Chara braunii, 12070 nucleotides. The record is from the annotation of a GenBank genome assembly. NCBI's taxonomy places the organism in Eukaryota, Viridiplantae, Streptophyta, Charophyceae, Charales, Characeae.